Cadophora gregata is the source of this 582-nucleotide messenger RNA. RefSeq lists its product as uncharacterized. The transcript has a single exon. The coding region runs from base 1 to 582 and encodes 193 amino acids. The record is from RefSeq and is a predicted model, not a curated record. NCBI's taxonomy places the organism in Eukaryota, Fungi, Ascomycota, Leotiomycetes, Helotiales, Ploettnerulaceae.
AUGCAUGCGGCGGCAGCAGAGGCACAUGGGCGCCCAUCAUUCCUCCUCUGUUGCUGCUACCUACUUCCUGCUAUGAUUGUAUCUCUGCUCACCGUAGCACCAGAUGGACAAAGAAAGUGUGAUGGGGAGAGACAUCCAACAACCAACGCCGUAGCAAGCUCACGCCUCACCAUCUUGCAUACCCCACCUGCUAACGCGAGUCAGCUAGGCUGGGCGGUCUGGAGAGGGCCUCGAAAGCUUAGCAGCCCCCCGAAUCCCCGAUUGACGUUUGAGCUAACGCCGUACGGAGGUGCACUGCGCUGCAGACUGUGCAGCUCCGUAGUAGUUUUGUUUUGUUUCCCCCUCCUCUGCAGCCAAGCAAAGCUCUGGGAGAGCUUCACGAGCUCAAGCUCUCAGGUUGUUUUGGAGCUGGUGUGUGCCCUCGUUGCCCCAGGCUGGGUCCAGGCGAAGCCCUAUGCAAGCCUCUUCAGUGGGCUCACUUCAGGCCAUGUGUACCUAAAUACCAGCAGCGUCUCCAGCGUGUUCUUUGUCGCCGUGGCAUGCUGCAAACCCCUCCCUGUGGCUUCAACUGGACCGGCCUGA